Molecule: messenger RNA, 2542 nt
Organism: Sphaeramia orbicularis (orbiculate cardinalfish)
Lineage: Eukaryota; Metazoa; Chordata; Actinopteri; Kurtiformes; Apogonidae
Gene: pxylp1
Product: 2-phosphoxylose phosphatase 1
Exons: 6
Coding region: 186-1751 (521 amino acids)
Biological process (GO): chondroitin sulfate proteoglycan biosynthetic process; glycosaminoglycan biosynthetic process; dephosphorylation
Cellular component (GO): Golgi apparatus
Molecular function (GO): phosphatase activity
Source: RefSeq, a predicted model, not a curated record
GACGCGGUGUUUCCCCAUACACAGUGGUCUGCGGUCGGUCAGACUAGUGAAACCGGAGCGGUUGAUUCAAGUGUCUGAUGAGGUUCCCUGAGGGUGAGAGACACUGUUAGUUACUGCAGACUGUAGGUAUUGAGUUGUGGCCUGGAUGGCUGACGGACAAGGGCGUGGACCAAUCACAUGACAUAAUGCUGGCUCGUAACCGCUUCCUCCUCCUGGUGGUGGUGGGCGGGGCUGUGCUGGCCAUCCUCAGUCUGAGCCUUCAGUUCUUAAACCUGAUUCCCACCACUCCCAUAGUGGAGGAGCGACCCUUCCAGAUCGCAGAUGGAGGUGCUGGGGCGGUGCAGGGGAAGAGCAGAAAGCGGGUGUUCCCAGUGCCUCACACCCAGGAGCCCAACCCCAUAUCUGAGGCUUAUGGAUACUGCAACACUCCCAACCGCACAGAACAGGCCUGGGAGGGUCACAGUCCUGCCGACUACAAGCUCCUGUCUGUCCAGGUGAUGAUUCGCCAUGGAGACCGCUACCCCCUCUACUCCAUCCCCAAGACCAAACGACCAGCAAUCGACUGCACAUUAUCCACUAGCAGGCAGCCUUCUCACCCUCUGCUUAAUCCCUUCAUCGGUCACAUGGGUCAGGGGGGGCGUGGCCACUGGGAGUCACCUUUGAACAAUGUUCCCCGUCUGCCCAACCACAGUGCCUGUGAAAUCGGAGAACUCACACAGACAGGUGUUGUGCAGCACCUGCGCAAUGGUCAGCUCCUCCGUGAAGCCUACAAGCGCCACGCCUUCCUACCUUCAGAUUGGUCACCUCGGCAGGUGUGGGUAGAAACCACAGGUAAGAGCCGCACACUCCAGAGUGGGCUGGCCUUCCUCUAUGGGCUCCUCCCGGACUUUGACUGGAAAAAGCUAACUGUGCGCCACCAGUGGAGCACGUUGUUCUGCAGCUCAGCCUGCGACUGCCCUGCCAGGAACAGAUACCUGGAGGAGGAGCAGAGGAGGCAGUAUCGGCUCCGAGUGGCUGAUACAGAACUGGACCGGUCUUAUGCUGAAAUGGCACGCACUUUGGGCUUGCCUACUCGCCAGCUCCGAGCUGCAAACCCAAUAGACUCCCUGCUGUGCCACCUGUGUCACAGCCUUCCUUUCCCAUGUGUCCCCGCGGGAGAAAAUGGCAGUGGUGGGUGUCUGACUAUGGCGCAGUUUGCUGUGAUUCGACAGCACCAGCUCGAGGACGAAGUAGAUCGAAGAAAAGUUGGGCUGUAUCAUAAGUACGCCGUCUUGGCUAUGUACCCAUACCUCAACCGCACAGCCACCAAAAUGGAACGUGUUGCUAAAUCCAGUGAGGCUGGUCGGCAGCAGCGACAAGGGGCCGAGGAGGUGUUCACCCUCUCCUCAGCCCACGAUGUCACCAUGGCGCCGUUACUUAGCGCGCUGGGACUGGAGAACGCCAGGUUCCCACGUUUUGCAGCAAGAGUGGUCUUUGAACUGUGGAAAAGCCCCCCAGUGAUGCAAGGGCAGGCCAAGAAGAGAGGUGGCAAAGGGGACAAGUCAAAGGAGAAGGGCGGGGAGGUAUUCAUCAGGGUGCUGUACAACGGGGAGGAUGUGACAUUUCACACCACCUUCUGUCGCUCACACAACCGACAUGCCACCCAGCCGCUCUGCCCUCUGAAGAACUUCCUGUCUUUUGUCAGGAGAGACAUGUUCAGUGUUGUCAAUGCUACUUCCUACCAGGAGGCCUGCUACAGGCGCCCUGGGUGACUGAUGGACAAGAGGGGGAUCGGGCAUUAACAGUUGGCAGAUUGAAUUGUUAUCUUAUAAGACGGUGCACUUUUCUUUUUAAAGAUAGUCUUUAACGUUACUGAGUACAAACUGACCUAUGAACACUAAGUAAUCUGAUCAUCUGUUGAUCAUUUAAUAUCUCUGGUUUAGACAAUUUUGUCAACUGUUUCUUUUGAAUUUUAGAGUAUUGUACUUUUUUCAAUCAUAUUUGUAAGUAGUUCAUGGGAAGUUGGAUGGCACUUGACCACUUUAUUCCUACAUUCCAUGAUACCAUGGAAUAUUAAAAUGCCAGUAUUCUUACCCGAAAAAAGGGAAUACUGAAGCUUGAAAUCAUAUGCUGGAUUUAUCAUUCAAGGGAAUAUUUUGUCUGUAAUAAAACUUUAAAUGAAUCUAAGGAUGUGGGCAGGUUUGGCCCUUAUUACCUGAAAUGACCAAGACAUUUAACAUUCUGAUUUAAUUUUAUAAUAAUUAUUCAUUUUUGUAGCCCUUUAGUAACCUUACAUGGAAUUUCCCUUCUUGAAAGUGAAAUGCGGUACAUUCAAAGUAUUAAAUUAAAGUGUUUUAUACCAUUUUGAAAUACAGAUUUUUUUAAUCAGAGAUUUUCAUCACUUGUCAUUCCGCUACAACGGCAAGUAUUUCUAUCAUUUGUUUGUAUAACUGAUCACUUUACACUUAUUUUUGCUUGAAGGAUAUUGAAUCUAUCAAGGUUCGAUUUAAACUGACACUUACUGUAAAGCACACUAAGCAAAAUAAAGAAUUUAAUCUUUUUA